Brettanomyces bruxellensis is the source of this 261-nucleotide messenger RNA. RefSeq lists its product as uncharacterized. The record is from RefSeq and is a predicted model, not a curated record. Lineage: Eukaryota; Fungi; Ascomycota; Pichiomycetes; Pichiales; Pichiaceae. The coding region runs from base 1 to 261 and encodes 86 amino acids. The transcript has a single exon.
AUGGCUGAAGAAACAAAAGCUGCUACUGAACAGGUGAAGGCUGAGGCUGAGGAUGUCAAGGCUAAGGCUGAAGACGUCAAGGCUAAGGCUGCUGAGGAUGAGACUAAGGAGGCUAAGAGUGUCAAGGAGGAAGCCGCAAAGGUUGAGAAGAAGGCUAAGGAAACCGUCAAGAAGGCUACCGAUGCCGCUUCUAAGACCGAGAAGGAAGGUGAGGGUAUUGUCAAAAAGAUUAUCAACAAGGUUAAGAAGUUCUUCAACUAA